Biomphalaria glabrata is the source of this 1359-nucleotide messenger RNA. RefSeq names its product PIH1 domain-containing protein 2-like. The record is from RefSeq and is a predicted model, not a curated record. NCBI's taxonomy places the organism in Eukaryota, Metazoa, Mollusca, Gastropoda, Planorbidae. The coding region runs from base 211 to 1194 and encodes 327 amino acids. Gene Ontology annotation, biological process: box C/D snoRNP assembly; rRNA processing. Gene Ontology annotation, cellular component: cytoplasm; R2TP complex; ribonucleoprotein complex. The transcript has 5 exons.
CGCUUUUCUCUUUACAAAAUAAUCAGUCUAACACAGUAACAGUGUUAGGAAUAGGAGUUAGAUCUACUUACUUACUGUGUCAAAAGUCUGUAUUUUAUAAGAAGAAUAGUAUACAAAGCUAUAGAGAUUGAUCUACAUCUCUAUAUUUGAUUAAAAAUAUAUUUUUUAGCUGGCUCCCAACUUGUGGCAUCCACAUUGAGUCCAUUGACAAUGCAAAUGGAAAGUCUUAAUUCUGACCAAAUGGCAAGUAAAGCCCAGCAGAUUUGGGCAAUGUUAGAUGAUAUGGCUGAAAAUGAUCCAGCAGCCUACCAAAAGUUCAUAGAUCAACAAAUGAAAGAAGGAAGGGACAAUAUGACUUUACCAGAACCUCAUAUGUGUGUUUUGGUCACUAUGUGUACUAAGCCACCUAAGAAAUUAUACAUUAAUUUCUGCUCAUGGAAGAGAGUCCCAGAGCCAAAGAGUCCUCAAGAUCCAGUACCUGUGACUGGAAUACCAAUUACACAUGAAGAAAGUCAAGAAGGCUCAUUCGCUCUUACAUCUGUUGCUUUCAAUCCACAAGUUUUAGAAGAAUAUGGACGUAAUGCUAAGAAUCCAGUGGAUGGUGAUACUCUCAUUCAGUUAGCACUUGACUAUAUAGAAGCCCAAUGUAAUGUAAAAGUGCAUCGGACAUACACAGUCUUAUCCAAAGACAUAUUGUUUAAAGGAGACUUUGAUCAUGUCCGACUACAAUUUAAAAAUGUCUUUAAAAGAAAAGAGCCAUCCUCUGGUGAGGGUAGGGAGCAAGAGGAUGUUCUUGGAUCCAUUGAUACUGAAAACCUUCUUCAUCAAAUACUGAAUAUAUCUGGCAGCCAGAAAAUAAGUGACAAAAAAACUGUCAACUCUGUAUUGCAGAAAAACAAAGACAAAAAACUUAUUGAAGAAAUCAAAGACAUUAAAUUAACUACACCUAAAUAUUCUUUAGAAACGGUUAAUAUGAGGACAGAAAAGCAUUUAGUGUUGAAAGUUGAAUUGUGUAAUGUGAAUUCAGUAUCUCAAUGUGAAUUGGACAUUUCAGAGGAUGAUGUUUUCCUGCUUGUACCUGGCCUAUAUGAACUGAAAGUCAAGUUGCCAAAUUGUAUAAAUGAUGAGUCAGCUAAAGCAAAAUUUUGUAAAAAGACAUCAACUUUAACUGUAACAAUGCCUUUCAAAUAUUAAAAAUUACAUUUAAUUUAUAUCAGUAAACAAAUAUGUUGUAUAGCCAUUGUUGUUUUUCAUAUGGUUUAACUUUUCUUUGUUUAAUGAGUUACUUGAAAUACAUCCAGAUAGUAGCAUGAUUUUAUAACAUAAGCUCAUGCUUUAUGUUUAAAUAAUAAAAUAGAA